Photinus pyralis (common eastern firefly) is the source of this 1369-nucleotide messenger RNA. RefSeq names its product gastric triacylglycerol lipase-like. The record is from RefSeq and is a predicted model, not a curated record. Gene Ontology annotation, biological process: lipid metabolic process. The transcript is spliced from 7 exons. Lineage: Eukaryota; Metazoa; Arthropoda; Insecta; Coleoptera; Lampyridae. Bases 16 to 1332 code for a protein of 438 amino acids. Gene Ontology annotation, molecular function: hydrolase activity, acting on ester bonds.
UUAAAAUUAUUAAUUAUGGAACUUUUUUUUAAUAAAAUCAGUCUUGUCACAGCAUUCGUAAUGGCAGCAACAAUGAAAUGGGCGAUAUCUUUGUCCGUCGUUUUAACCGUGUUUUUAAGUGUGUUGUUUUUCAAUACGGGGAACAAUAACGUGUGCAAAACAUUCGAGGAUUAUUACUCUAAUCGCGAUGAGAACCAAAAUUGUUAUUAUAACCCAGAUUAUAAACUCGAAGUGCCAGAUAUUGUUAAGAGAAACGGCUACCCCUUGGAACAAUACGAAGUAACCACGGAUGAUGGAUAUAUUUUAACUUUAUUUCGUAUACCUUAUGGAAAGGUUCCUUCAACCCACAAAAUUAGAAAGCCCGUAUUUUUACAGCAUGGCAUGACAUUAAACAGCGGUAUCUAUGUGAAUGUGGGUAACAAAUCUUUAGCGUAUAUACUGGCCGACGCAGGUUACGAUGUUUGGAUGGGGAAUUUUAGAGGUUCGUUGUAUGGCAACAGACACCACACUAUUACACCUGAAGACAGUGAAUUUUGGAAUUUUUCCUUUCACGAAAACGGUGUUCUCGAUCUUCCACCGCAAAUAGAUCUUGUGUACAGAAUUACGAAACAAAAAAUGAUAUUUGUUGGUUACUCUCUGGGAUCAACCGCGGUUUAUGUUUACAGUAGCGUGUUCCCACAAAUCGCCCAUGAAAAGUUAGAGAUCAUAAUUAACUUUGCGCCGUCUAUAUUUCUGAAAGAUGUCGGAUUUUUAUUUGAACUCGUUGGGCGCUUAUGGUUCAUUCUGGAGCAUCCUUUACAAUUAGUUACGAAUGGAAAGAUGUUCGUUAGACAUCCCAUUCCAAGUUUAGCAAGGCUACUAUGCCUUCCAUUUCCGUUUCAGAUGAAAACUUGCCAAUUAAUCGAAAUGAUCGCUUUGGGAUUCAAUUUUGAACAAAACGAUCCCGAAACUUUGCCAAUUACGAUCGUGCACAAUACUGACGCGGCUUCAGUUAAAACCAUUACCCAUUUGAUUCAAGUGGGUCUUUAUGAACAAUUUCAGCAUUUCGACUACGGCCCUCAAGAGAAUGUGAGAUUAUACGGGACUACGCACCCACUGAGUUACAAUUUGUCCGUCAUACGGAUCCCGAGUUACACAUUCCAUGGUGAAAAUGAUAAGAGUGUAUCCGAACAGAGCCUGAAGCGACUAUAUGAUGCGUUGCCUAAAGAUACCACACGGCAUGGUAUUUACAGAGUUGAAGACAAACAUUUCAAUCAUCUUAAUUUUAUCACCGCCAAGGAUAUAGUGUCAUUGGUAUACAAGCCUCUUAUUAAAUUUCUGGACAAACUUUGAUUGUAAAGUUAUUUUUGUAUCGUUACUAUGUGGAUAC